AAUGGAUAUUGAUGCUCAACUUCCUCCAAAUUUAGAAUGGUACGAAGAUCAAAUUGCUGGCCAUCAUCCCUCCACAGUCAGAAAUGGAGUAAGACAAAUUGGAAUACUUAAAGAACGAGGCAAAAAACACAUUAUUUUAAAAUUGGUGCAGCCUGGGGAUCGUGGUGAAAGAGAGGUCGCCUUCUAUAGUCGAAUUAAACUUGCAGUUUCCCAAAAACAGAAAAAUGAUGUCCAAAAGAAUGCCCAAAAUGAAGAGAAAAAUGCCUCCUUACUUUUUGAAUUGGCCAAAUUUUUGCCUAAGUUCUAUGGUUGUCGGAGCAUUAAACUCUACGAGAAAGAUUCUCCAAAAGAAUUUCUUCAACUUGAAGAUAUUACUUAUCCAUUCGAGAAGCCUUGUAUUAUGGACAUAAAAAUUGGCAAAGUUACUUACGAUCCAGACGCAACUGAAGAAAAAAGAAUAAAAGAGCAAUCAAAAUGUCCUUUCCAGGAAAUUUUGGGUUUUAGAAUUCUUGGUUAUAGGGUUUGAAUUUUUCUUAAGUAUUUAUAAAGAAUUUUUUAGAUUCACACAGAAACAGAAUUUUACAGCAAAGAUCGAGUAUGGGGAAGAGAAAGAACUUUGCAAAAUUUACAGCAAGGUUAAUCCUUUUUAUUUUUUGGAUAAAAAAUCUUCGGAGGGU
Meloidogyne enterolobii is the source of this 677-nucleotide messenger RNA. The record is from the annotation of a GenBank genome assembly. NCBI's taxonomy places the organism in Eukaryota, Metazoa, Nematoda, Chromadorea, Rhabditida, Meloidogynidae.